GUGCAGUGUUCCUAGGGAUACUGUAGGGGCGUGUCGCGUGGAUCAUGAUCAUCUUUACACGUCUGUGUACAGAGGGAACAAACGUACGUUUGUGAAAAUAAUAUGUACAAUACGAUUUGAUGCUAAAGCUAAUUGCCAGUGACAAAUCCAACUGUGAAGAACAGAUCAUCUCCGAUUGCUUGACUGUCUGAAGCCGCACCAACCAAUGGCCCCGAUUGACAGCGCGAAAUCAACAUAGAACAGUCGUGGCCCGCCAAACUGCGAACUCACUAUGCGACGAGAUGGACGAAGAAUGAUUUCUAUGUCUGAUGAAUUUUGGAUUAUCACGGUGUUUAGGUGAACAAAGCUACUGUCCGGAGUUGACAUAUCGUUAAUUAUGGCAAUUCUGUGUGGAAUCAUAUUUCUGUUUUGGUUAGUGGAAGAGGUGAGUAUCUGAUAUUUAUAGUCAUAAAUUCAAUCGAUGUCAAAGCGAAGAAUUUUUGCCCUCAUUUUGCUUCUAUUAAAAUGUUUAAUAUGUGCUUGGGGAACUGUCUCGUUGGUCUCUCAAAUAUUAAUUUAAGCCAUGGGGUUUAUUGAGUGUCAACAUGACAAUGUGCCCUGCUGUUGCAGAAGUUGUAGUCUAUUGAAAACUAAGGCCUGUGAAAGUUAGGCAGUUAUGUAAGGUUACAUAAGUCAGUGGUAUAUUGAAGGCUAUUCUGUAGUAAUGUAUUAAGAUCUAUUUUAUGUUCUUGAAAUGAAACAUUAUUUUGAAAAAUUCAACAUUCAUAACAAUCUUACUGGGCUCAUAUUUAUAUCAGCCUGGAUCAUAUCAUACCACAAUAUUAAUUAGUUUGGCCUUGUCUUACCAAUGACCAUUUGGUUCCAUCCAAUAAUAUACAAUAAAUAACUCACACCAUUUUACAAUUUUAUCAAUCCUACUGUGCAUGCCAUGCAAACAGACACAUGAACUUCACACACCUACAGUACACACACACACACACACACACGCCAGUGGCGGUCGGUGCCGUUUAAGAUGAGGGAGGUUGAUUUUUGUUUUAUGAACAUGGCCUAUUACAGCAUAUUGGAUGACUGUCAUUCAUAUUCCAUUCACCCAGCUAAAUGUAACAUCGUUAGGUUUAGGCUACUACAUGAUAAUCACAUUUUCCCUGUACCCAUCAUGAGGUUGCUACAACCUAGCCUAUGAAUUAAAGUUUACAACAUAGGUUAUUCAGGUCGAUAGAAUUUUGAGUAAUCAAGGUGACAGACAGUGCCACAUUCAAUACCGCCUUGCACACUUUUGCCUGCAUUUCAAAUCAAAUCAAAUUGUAUUUUAUUUGCGCCGAAUACAACAUACAAAAAUGCUUACUUACAGCCCUUAACCAACAAUGCAUUUAUUUCUUAAUAAAAAAGUAAAAUAAAAUAACAGUAGGGAGGCUAUAUACAGGGGGGUACCGGUGCAGAGUCAAGUAGUUGAGGCUAGUUGAGGUAGUUGAGGUAAUAUGAACAUGUGGGUAGAGUUAAAGUGACUAUGCAUGAAUAAUUAACAGAGUAGCAGCAGCGUAAAAAGAUGGGGUGGGGGUGCAAAUAGUCCGGGUAGCCAUGAUUAGCUGUUCAGGAGUCUUAUGGCUUGGCGGUAGAAGCUGUUGAAAAGCCUUUUGGACUUAGACUUGGCGCUCCGGUACCGCUUGCCGUGCGGUAGCAGAGAGAACAGUCUAUGACUAGGGUGGCUGGAGUCUUUGACAAUUUUGAGGGCCUUCCUCUGACACCACCUGGUAUAGAGGUCCUGGAUGGCAGGAAGCUUGGCCCCAGUGAUGUACUGGGCCGUACGCACUACCCUCUGUAGUGCCUUGCGGUCGGAGGCCGAGCAGUUGCCAUACCAGGCGGUGAUGCAACCAGUCAGGAUGCUCUCGAUGGUGCAGCUGUAUAACUUUUUGAGGAUCUGAGGACCCAUGCCAAAUCUUUUCAGUCUCCUGAGGGGGAAUAUGCUUUGUCGUGCCCUCUUCACGACUGUCUUGGUGUGUUUGGACCAUGAUCGUUCGUUGGUGAUGUGGACACCAAGGAACUUGAAGCUCUCAACCUGUUCCACUACAGCCCCGUCGAUGAGAAUGGGGGCGUGCUCAGUCCUCUUUUUUUUCCUGUAGUCCACAAUCAUCUCCUUUGUCUUGGUCACGUUGAGGGAGAGGUUGUUAUCCUGGCACCACACGGCCAGGUCUCUGACCUCCUCCCUACAGGCUGUCUAAUCUUUGUCGGUGAUCAGGCCUACCACUGUUGUGUCGUCGGCAAACUUAAUGAUGGUGUUGGAGUCGUGCCUGGCCAUGCAGUCAUGGGUGAACAGGGAGUACAGGAGGGGACUGAGCACGCACCCCUGAGGGGCCCCCGUGUUGAGGAUCAGCGUGGCAGAUGUGUUGUUACCUAACCUUACCACCUGGGGGCGGCCCGUCAGGAAGUCCAGGAUCCAGUUGCAGAGGGAGGUGUUUAGUCCAAGGAUCCUUAGCUUAGUGAUGAGCUUUGAGGACACUAUGGUGUUGAAUGCUGAGCUGUAGUCAAUGAAUAGCAUUCUCACGUAGGUGUUCCUCUUGUCCAGGUGGGAAAGGGCAGUGUGGAGUGCAAUAGAGAUUGCAUCAUCUGUGGAUCUGUUGGGGCGGUAUGCAAAUUGGAAUGGGUCUAGGGUUUCUGGGAUAAUGGUGUUGAUGUGAGCCAUGACCAGCCUUUCAAAGCACUUCAUGGCUACAGACGUCAGUGCUAUGGGUCGGUAGUCAAUUAGGCAGGUUAUCUUAGUGUCCUUGGGCACGGGGACUAUGGUGGUCUGCUUGAAACAUGUUGGUAUUACAGACUCAGUCAGGGACAUGUUGAAAAUGUCGGUGAAGACACUUGCCAGUUGGUCAGCACAUGCUCGGAGUACACAUCCUGGUAAUCCGUCUGGCCCUGCGGCCUUGUGAAUGUUGACCUGCUUAAAAGUCUUACUCACAUCGGCUACGGAGAGCGUGAUCACAUAGUCAUCCGGAACAGCUGGUGCUCUCAUGCAUGCUUCAGUGUUGCUAGCCUCGACGCGAGCAUAGAAGUGGUUUAGCUCGUCUGGUAGGCUUGUGUCACUGGGCAGCUCGCGGCUGUGCUUCCCUUUGUAGUCUGUAAUAGUUUUCAAGCCCUGCCACAUCCGACGAGCGUCAGAGCCGGUGUAGUACGAUUCAGUCUUAGACCUGUAUUGACUCUUUGCCUGUUUGAUGGUUCGUCGGAGGGCAUAGCGGGAUUUCUUAUAAGUGUCCGGGUUAGAGUCCCGGACAUCUAGCUGAUCUAGGGUGUAAUCAUUAGUCCAACAUCUGCAAACGAGAGUUUCGAGUGGACAAAUUCAGGUAUGCUUAUCCCUGUUUCGUUCCGUUUGCUUCAAUUUAUGAAAAGUUUUUCAACAGAAUUGGUGCAAUGAAUGCACCCCUGAUCACACGCAAACACAGUUCACUUUCAUAGCAGCCACAUACAAACAGCUUGUUGUAUAUAUAAUUAUUUCUUACAUCUAUUAAGAUGAAAAAACCUUUCCAAGCCAAACCUUCAUAUCAUGACCGCUAACCGCUACACACAGCCUACAUCGUUGUCACGUCAUAGUCAACAUAGCUACUAGAACUAAUGCUUUAGUAAACCGCUACAUCAUGCAGUACGGUUUACAGUCAGCAGCAAGCAGUUUAGCAGUUACACCGGCGGGCCCCGGUGGCAAUACAUUAAUAAAACCAAAGCUUACCUUGACUUGGAAGAGUUCCAGUGUUGGAUAUCCAUAGCCAGCUAGCUAACAUAGCAUCCCUCUCUGUUUGAGUAGGCUAAACUAGCUAGCUGCAUUCGACGCUAGCUAAGUAAGUGAAAGUGAAAUAUUUUUUGUAUGAAAUAUAGUUCUCUCUCUCUUGCUUCUCCUUAAUUUUGAAAGAAAUUAAUUUGUUCAAAACUGUUCAACUAUUGUCUUUCUCUCUCUUUGAGUCAACUACUCACCACAUUUUAUACACUGCAGUGCUAGCUAGCUGUAGCUUAUGCAUUCAGUACUAGAUUCAUUCUCUGAUCCUUUGAUUGGGUGGACAACAUGUCAGUUCAUGCUGGAAGAGCUCUGAUAAUUUGGAGGACGCCCUCCGGAAGAUGUCAUAAUUACUGUGUUGAGAACCAUGAGCCUCCUAGGUUUUGUAUUGAAGUCGAUGUACCAAGAGGAGGACGGAAGCUAGCUGUCCUCUGGCUACACCAUGGUGCUACCCUACAGAGUGCUGCUGAGGCUAGUGUAGACCUUUAUUGCAAAACAGUGUGUUUUAAUCAAUUAUUUGGUGACGUGAAUAUAUUUAGUACAGUUUUAUCUAAAAAGGAUCACCUUUUUUAAUGUUUCACUAUUUUUCUUUUCCUCCUCUGAGUAGCCUCCACUGACACACACACACACACACACACACACACACACACACACACACACACACACACACACACACACACGAGGCAGCUCUUCCUCUGCUAACCAUUGUUAAUUGUCACAGAGCUGAAGCACUGACAAACAGCUCUUUGUGGUCCUUUCCGUGACCACAAAGGCAGGCUCCAGUCCUGCUCAGGGGCUGCCUUUGUGUCCCCCUGCCAUGACUGUAUUUGGAAGGGACACCCUGCUAGCUGCAAUUGACCGUGGACACAAACAUCCACCUGGCAGGCUGGUGUGGAAAAAAGGCUGGAGUGUUUCCCACAAUUACUCCCAUCAAACAAGGGCAAUGCUAGCUGGCUCGCCUCACAGCUCACACAUACCUUACAUGGUGAUGGAAGGACAUCAAACAAAGUGGAUGUCUCAUCAUCAUACAAGCCAGAGCCUCAGAAAAGAACACAGGGGAAUAGUGUGUGAUUAUGUCUAGUGAGGGCAGUAAUAGUGAGAGUACACAGCCCGUUUUUCUCCAGUACCUCAUUUAGAGGCUUGUUAUACACAAAGCUCUGGGCCUGGUCUGACAGAGGCUGCAUUGUGUGUGUGCAGAGUGGGUUCUGGUCUCGUCUGGACUUUGCAGUCAGCGGUUCACAAUCAUCUUGAGUUGGCGUCUGAACAUAGAGCAUUGCAUGAAAUGGAAGUUUGGUUCAUGAAAUAUGAACUUUGCUUACAGUAAGUGAUAUUUAUAAUACCAAUGUUAAUGACAAGACAACUAAGUCCUGUUUGGUGGUCACAUUUGGCACAUCACAGAGAAAUACAACUACAAGGAAUUCACAUGAUUGACAUGUUUACAUGCCAAACACAAUGGUCAUUCAACAUGUUCUCUAAUUUCUCUUCUGCCUUUCAAGAUGAUUUUAUCAUGAUGCUUCAUUUUCCCUCUGAGAUUGCUCUUUGAUUUCAUACCAGCAACUAUAAAUCAAUGACCAGUUUUCCUCUUCUCAUUGACAGUGCACAGCUUCCAAGAAGUACUGCUGGUAUUUUGAAGGAGGCUACCCCAUCUAUUUCAUGUAAGUAUACUGUACAUACACAUAGGUGUAACAGAAUUAAUCUGGACACAGACAAAAUUACAUUGCAGCAUACUGUAUAUUAAUUGUUAAUAGUAAGACAUUCAUAUUUUACAAGACAUAUUUAUUAGUUUUCAACAUUCUGCCAUUCAGAUUAAACUGUUUGUGAACUUUAAGAGCGCAGUCUAUUGAUUCCCUCUGGCUUGUUUAAAGGCCGGGUGGUGUUUGAUUAAAGAAAAUGGUCCCUGGAUGUGGAUGAAUACAGAGAAAUCACCCAGGUUGGUAACGUUAUAAUGAGUCAAUACCAGCCUUUGACUCAGUCCACUAUCAUAGCAGACUCAUUUAGGCAGUCAUUCAAAUAGCCUGCCGUCGAAGCGGCGAGGGGAAAGAAUGAAUAAGCUGUAGCUUUUCCAAAUCCAAUCAUGAAAUCCAACUGUCUCGAAAACCUGACCCUAGGCAACACAGUGAUUAGGGUCUGGUUUCUAUGAUGGACUCUUUUGGCAUAGAAGAACUACGUCACUGCCUACAUUGAUAAGGGGGGGAAAAUCUGGGGACUCUCCCAACAAAUCACAAGGCAGACAUGCCAGAAUGUCGGGAUUCAAAACCAAAGUUUGCAGGCAAAACCGUUGCAGGGGUUUUAGUUAAAGUAGUUGAUGCAAACUAGCCACUUGCGAAAUGCACUCAUUAAAAAUAACCUUUGUGAUUUCCAUCUUGCUAGCUACUAUUUAGUAUUUUAUUUAAGCGGAUAAAGUAGUGACGUAGUUCCUCUAUGACUAAAGACUCCAUCAUUGAAACCAGACCCUAGUCACUGUGUUGCCUAGGGUCGGGUUUUUGAGACUACACAGCAUCCACUGGGUUAAGAAAUCACAUUGGAGAAGCUCUUUGAUUUUUAUCUAAAUCAUUUAACUAAUGGGCUAAUCAUUAGUCUUCAGACCAAGUCUUUGCAAUUAUAAAGACAUGUUAGCCACUAGGCUGGCUGCAGAAUUCUACCACUUGCUUUUAGAAAGGCCUCAUUUUCAAUGUAUGAGGAGCUUUUAGAAAUGCACUACAGUGGUGGUGCAUCAGUAGGAGUUAUUAAAAAUGUAAAGCCUGAGGUUAGAGUUGGAGUUAUGGUGGGAGAGAGAGGAGAGCAUUACUGGGAGUUAGCAUGCGGCAGUGACUGGGGGAUAUGUAUUGGAUUGCCUCUGUAAAAUAGUGCACACACAGAUCUAAUGAAAUACAGUAUAUUGCAGGCCGACUGUGGAAUUGAAAUAGUGCACUAUUAAGAGAAUGCUGGCUCAGCUCUAUGCCCUCUCCUAGGGCUGUGCUGCUAAUGACUUGUGUAAUGUAUGGCCUUAAUGCUGAAAGCUGGAAAUGCAGCUCUCACCCUUAUAGUACUGCUGGUUUUAAAAUACAGUACAAAAUACUGACAGUAGGAGAGGGAGUAUUUUAAAUGUUGAGGAGGAUUUGUCAUGAAAGUGGAUUGCCGUCUAUUUAGCCAGAGGAUUUGAUGUCCAGUGCAGCUCAGUGGAUGAUGAACAUUUCUCUGAAAUCUGUAACGAUGCCAUAAAUCAUCUCUCCUCUAUGUUUAAAACUGAAGCUUCUAUCCGCCCUUGAAAAACAUCAGACACCGCUGCUCUCUGCGCAGGGCAGAUCUGAAGCCUGCAACUGCCAAGUCACAUCUCUGCCUCACACUAAGCACUGCCCCAUCAACAGAGAAAAAACUAUAAAAGUAAUUUGUUAAAGUUAAUGAAUUUCUACUUACUUUAAUGACUAAGUAUGAUUCAUUCUUAACUAAAAGUUCCUAUAUUUGACAUUAUAAAAUGUUUUGUGUGUGAGCGUGCGCACAGUAGUCAAGUCACAAUGAGAGCAUGUAGGAGAAAAAAAGGAAGGAAAGCGCUGCUAGGGUAAGCAAUAGUAGAUCUUUGUAGAUACAGUGAGGGAAAAAAGUAUUUGAUCCCCUGCUGAUUUUGUACGUUUGCCCACUGACAAAGACAUGAUCAGUCUAUAAUUUUAAUGGUAGGUUUAUUUGAACAGUGAGAGACAGAAUAACAACACAAAAAUCCAGAAAAACGCAUGUCAAAAAUGUUAUCAAUUGAUUUGCAUUUUUAUGAGGGAAAUAAGUAUUUGACCCCUCUGCAAAACAUGACUUAGUACUGGUGGCAAAACCCUUGCUGGCAAUCACAGAGGUCAGACGUUUCUUGUAGUUGGCCACCAGGUUUGCACACAUCUCAGGAGGGAUUUUGUCCCACUCCUCUUUGCAGAUCUUCUCCAAGUCAUUAAGGUUUCGAGGCUGACGUUUGGCAACUCGAACAUUCAGCUCCCUCCACAGAUUUUCUAUGGGAUUAAGGUCUGGAGACUGGCUAGGCCACUCCAGGACCUUAAUGUGCUUCUUCUUGAGCCACUCCUUUGUUGCCUUGGACGUGUGUUUUGGGUCAUUGUCAUGCUGGAAUACCCAUCCACGACCCAUUUUCAAUGCCCUGGCUGAGGGAAGGAGGUUCUCACCCAAGAUUUGACGGUACAUGGCCCCGUCCAUCGUCCCUUUGAUGCGGUGAAGUUGUCCUGUCCCCUUAGCAGAAAAACACCCCCAAAGCAUAACGUUUCCAUGGUGUUCUUGGGGUCAUAGGCAGCAUUCCUCCUUCUCCAAACACGGCGAGUUGAGUUGAUGCCAAAGAGCUCGAUUUUGGUCUCAUCUGACCUCAACACUUUCACCCAGUUCUCCUCUGAAUCAUUCAGAUGUUCAUUGGCAAACUUCAGACGGCCCUGUAUAUGUGCUUUCUUGAGCAGGGGGACCUUGCGGGCGCUGCAGGAUUUCAGUCCUUCACGGCGUAGUGUGUUACCAAUUGUUUUCUUGGUGACUAUGGUCCCAACUGCCUUGAGAUCAUUGACAAGAUCCUCCCAUGUAGUUCUGGGCUGAUUCCUCACCGUUCUCAUGAUCAUUGCAACUCCACGAGGUGAGAUCUUGCAUGGAGCCCCAGACCGAGGGAGAUUGACAGUUAUUUUGUGUUUCUUCCAUUUGCGAAUAAUCUCAUCGCACCAACUGUUGGCACCUUCUCACUAAGCUGCUUGGCGAUGGUCUUGUAGCCCAUUCCAGCCUUGUGUAGGUCUACAAUAUUGUCCCUGAAAUCCUUGGAGAGCUCUUUGGUCUUGGCCAUGGUGGAGAGUUUGGAAUCUGAUUGAUUGAUUGCUUCUGUGGACAGGUGUCUUUUAUACAGGUAAUAGACAGAGAUUAGGAGCACUCCCUUUAAGAGUGUGCUCCUAAUCUCAGCUCGUUACCUGUAGAAAAGACACCUGGGAGCCAGAAAUCUUUCUGAUUGAGAGGGGGUCAAAUACUUAUUUCCCUCAUUAAAAUGCAAAUCAACUAAUACAAUUUUCGACAUGCGUUUUUCUGUAUGUUUUUGUUGUUAUUCUGUCUCUCACUGUUCAAAUAAACCUACCAUUAAAAUUAUAGACUGAUCAUUUCUUUGUCAGUGGGCAAACGUACAAAAUCAGCAGGGGAUCAAAUACUUUUUUCCUUCACUGUAGAAGGUGCUCUUUGGUAAAAGGGGUAAAUUGGUCAUCAAAAAGAAAGGAGGACCAAGGCACUCAUCAUAUCAUUGAUUAAAAUGCCUUUAUUUGUAUGGUAUGUUCAAUGGAACCAACUCUUGAUUCCGUUGAACAUACCAUACAAGUAAAGGCAUCACAAUGAGAGCAAUUCAUCAUCAGCUCUCCUGUAUACAGAUGCUGACAAUUGAUCUGCAGGGGGUUUAGAUAGCUAUCCAACUUCAGCUCAGGGACUCAAGACAAACUGAAAAGAAAAUGGAACUAAACCUAGUGCUCCCUCAAUAGUUGACUUAAUAUUCAUCUUAGACCGCAGAGCGUUUGUCAUCUGCUUGACAUGUCUAUUCUACUGGGCCUCUUGGUAUUUGUCUCAGACUUUUACCUCAGUACUGUGCAUAUGAGAACUGCCAUUUGUCUGAAUGUGUUUUGAUAGGGUUGUUGGAGGACUAUACUGUUUGUACAAAAGCCUUCUCUCUCAAUAUUCUAGAUGCUGGUGAUUGUAAUAAAAGCUUCCUCUGUGUGUGUGUGUGUGUGUGUGUGUGUUGUAGAUGCCGGUCGUAUGAGGACUGUUGUGGGACACGGUGCUGUGUCCGAGCCCUCUCCAUCCAGAGACUAUGGUAUUUCUGGUGAGUUCCCCCAAGACUAGCCUGCCAGUCUAGCUUCUCACACUACUCUAUUUCAUCUACUCCCUCCUUCCUCCUACUCUCCAUCCUCUAUCUCUCGCUUUCUCUUUCUCUUGCUUUCUCUUUCUUUCUCUCGCUUUCUCUCUCUUAUUCUCUCGCUCGCACUCUCUCUCCUCUCCUUCUCUCGCUGUCUCUACCCAACUUACCCCCUGUAUAUACUUGUGUGCAUUUAUGCAUAAGACACUGGUUUCUUCACAGAGUUUAUGGUCCUUUGGGAGCUCCUUUGUUUCUACUUAAGACCAUGCCCCUCGUGACGGUUUCUUGCUGCAGCUUAGAAUAGCUACACUGGCUCACAGUGAAAUGCUUCCCACUGGGCACAGAUGUCAAUUCAACAUGUAUGCCACGUUGGUUCAAAGUAAUUUAAUUGAAAUGACGUGGAAACUACAUUUAUUCGACCAGUGUGUGCCCAGUGGGUUGAUUGUUAUGACAUGAUCUUAAUAUGCAAUUCAGUCAUUGUAGAAACUGCUCUGUGCAUGCGUGCAUGUUAGUGAUGCGCGGGUUGACUCAUAACCCGCAGUCCCCGCAGUUAUUUCCACAGGUUGGGCGGGUUUAGGGUCAUUAAAUAUUGUGUGGAUGAAGGGCGGGUUGAAUAAAGAGAAAACAAUAGCCUACUUUUAAAAUAUUCAUUGUACAAUUUAGGCUACAUUGAGGUUUUUCUUUCAUUAUUUUAGGCUAUCUGGCAUUAGUGCGUAAACCUAAGCUUUACAUUUACAUUUUAGUCAUUUAGCAGACGCUCUUAUCCAGAGCGACUUACAGUUAGUGAGUGCAUACAUUUUUUUCAUACUUUAGGAUCUAACUGUACGCUCGCCUACACGCCAAUGCGUGGUCCUCUGUAGCUCAAUUGGUAGAGCAUGGCGCUUGUAAUGCCAGGGUAGUGGGUUCGAUCCCCGGGACCACCCAUACGUAAAAAUGUAUGCACACAUGACUGUAAGUCGCUUUGGAUAAAAGCGUCUGCUAAAUGGCAUAUUAUUAUUAUUAUUAAUGCCAAAUGCUAUUUGGGAACGGGCAGAAAAAGUUAGCAUCGAUCCACUGAGGCAAAAAGGACAAUGUUGGCGUUUAAUUCAAUAACAGAAAAUCUGCGAAAUGGAGAAUUGAAAAUAAAGAGAAGGGAGGGCCAGAAAAGUAAUGUUUUGGAAAGAUUUGGUGAAGUGGUAAAAGAGGAUGAUAGCAGUGCUAGCUAUGUUAUGUGUGAUGAUUAUGAGGUCCUAUACAAAUUCGACAGUCAAAAGAAGGGGACUUCAAAUAGGCCUAUGACACGUCAAGGGAACUGUAUGUAGCCUACUCUUCAGAUCGAAAACUGAAAAUCUGGACAGUGACUGUAGGUCUAUAACCUCUCACAUAGCCUUAAUAUUUUUGUAUUUGUAUUUAUUUAACCUUUAUUUAACUAGGCAAGUCAGUUCAGAACAAAUUCUUAUUUACAAUAGCCUUAAUAUGAACUCCAAAUGUAGGCUACAUUUUCACUGGAACAGGAGUGGAGAUUACUUUUUAACACACAUCUACCAAACUCACUACUUCAAUCAAUCAAUCAAUUUUAUUUUAUAUAGCCCUUCGUACAUCAGCUGAUAUCUCGAAGUGCUGUACAGAAACCCAGCCUAAAACCCCAAACAGCUAGUAAUGCAGGUGUAGAAGCACGGUGGCUAGGAAAAACUCCCUAGAAAGGCCAAAACCUAGGAAGAAACCUAGAGAGGAACCAGGCUAUGAGGGGUGGCCAGUCCUCUUCUGGCUGUGCCGGGUGGAGAUUAUAACAGAACCAUGCUAAGAUGUUCAAAAAUGUUCAUAAGUGACAAGCAUGGUCAAAUAAUAAUCAGGAAUAAAUCUCAGUUGGCUUUUCAUAGCCGAUCAUUAAGAGUUGAAAACAGCAGGUCUGGGACAGGUAGGGGUUCCAUAACCGCAGGCAGAACAGUUGAAACUGGAAUAGCAGCAAGGCCAGGCGGACUGGGGACAGCAAGGAGUCACCACGGCCGGUAGUCCCGACGUAUGGUCCUAGGGCUCAGGUCUCUCAGUUGGCUUUUCAUAGCCGAUCAUUAAGAGUUGAAAACAGCAGGUCUGGGACAGGUAGGGGUUUCGUAACUGCAGGCAGAACAGUUGAAACUGGAAUAGCAGCAAGGCCAGGCGGACUGGGGACAGCAAGGUGUCAGCAUGCCCGGUAGUCCUGACGUAUGGUCCUAGGGCUCAGGUUCUCAGAGAGAAAGAGAGAACGAGAGAAUUAGAGAGAGCAUACUUAAAUUCACACAGGACACUGGAUAAGACAGGAGAAGUACUCCAGGUAUAACCAACUAACCCCAGCCCCCCGACACAUAAACUACUGCAGCAUAAAUACUGGAGGCUGAGACAGGAGCGGUCCGGAGACACUGUGGCCCCAUCCGAAGAAACCCCCGGACAGGGCCAAACAGGAAGGAUAUAACCCCACCCACUCUGCCAAAGCACAGCCCCCGCACCACUAGAGGGAUAUCCUCAACCACCAACUUACAAUCCUGAGACAAGGCCGAGUAUAGCCCACAGAGGUCUCCACCACAGCACAAACCAAGGGGGGGCGCCAACCCAGACAGGAAGAUCACGUCAGUAACUCAACUACUUGAUUGAGGGACCUUACAGAUAAUCGUAUGUGUGUGGUACAGAGAUGGGGUAGUCAUUCAAAAAUCACGUUAACCACUAUUAUUGAACACAGAAUGAGUCCAUGCAUAAUUGUUAAGCACAUUUUUACUCCUGAACCUAUUUAGGCUUGCCAUAACAAAGGGGUUGAACACUUAUUGACUCAAGACAUUUCAGCUUUUAAUUUAAUAUUAAUUUCCAAUAUUUUCUACAAACAAAAUUCCACUUUGACAUCAUGGGGUGUUGUGUGUAGAUACACAAAAUCUGAAUUUAAUCCAUUUUAAAUUCAGGCUGUAACACAACAAAAUGGGGAAAAAGUAAAGGGGUGUGAAUACUUCCUGAAGGCACUGUAUGUACAUAUAAAGUGCCUUCAGGAAGUAUUCAGACCCCUUGACUUUUUCCACAUUUUGUUACGUUACAGUCUUAUUAUAAAAUGGAUUAAAAAAUAAAUAUAUCCACAGCAAUCUACACACAAUACCGCAUAAUGACAAAGCGAAAACAGUUUUUUUGAAAUUUUUGCAAAUGUAUUAAAACAAACAAACAGAUACCUUAUUUACAUAAGUAUUCAAACCCUUUGCUAUGAGUCUCGAAAUUGAGCUCAGGUGCAUCCUGUUUCCAUUGAUCAUCCUUGAGAUGUUUCUACAACUUGAUUGGAUAAAUUCAAUUGAUUAGACAUGAUUUGGAAAGGCACACACCUGUCUAUAUAGUUGACAGUGCAUGUCAGAGCAAAAACCAAGCCAUGAGGUCGAAGAAAUUGUCCGUAGUGCUCCGAGACAGGAUUGUGUCGAUGCACGGAUCUGGGGAAGGGUACCAAAACAUUUCUGCAGCAUUGAAGGUCCCCAAGAACACAGUGGCAUCCAUCAUUCUUAAAAGGAAUACGUUUGGGACCACCGAGACUCUUCCUAGAGCUGGCCACCCGGCCAAACUGAGCAAUCAGGGGAGAAGGGCCUUGGUCAGGGAGGUGACCAAUAACCCGAUGGUCACUCUGACAGAGCUCUAGAGUUCCUCUGUGGAGAUGGGAGACCCUUCCAGAAGGACAACCAUCUCUGCAGCACUCCACAAAUCAAGCCUUUAUGGUAAAGUGGCCAGACGGAAGCCACUCCUCAGUAAAAGGCACAUGACAGCCCGCUUGGAGUUUGCCAAAAGGCACCUAAAGACUCUCAGACCAUGAGAAGCGAGAUUCUCUGGUCUGAUGAAACCAAGAUUGAACUCUUUGGCGUGAAUGCCAAACGUCACGUCUGGAGGAAACCUGGCACCAACCCUACGGUGAAGCAUGGUGGUGGCAACAUCACGCUGUGUGGAUGUUUUUCAGCGGCAGGGACUGGGAGACUAGUCAGGAUCGAGGCAAAUAUGAACGGCGCAAAGUACAGAGAGAUCCUUGAUGAAAACCUGCUCCAGAGCGCUCAGGACCUUAGACUGAGGCGAAGGUUCACCUUCCCACAGGACAACGACCCUAAGCAUGAGGCUGUAAUCGCUGCCAAAGGUGCUUCAACAAAGUACUGAGUAAAGGGUCUGAAUACUUAUGUAAAUGUAAUAUUUCCGUUUUUAUUUUUAUGGGGUAUUGUGUGUAGAUUGAUGAGGGGGAAAAAAACGAUUGAAUCCAUUUUAGAAUAAGGCUGUAACAUAACAAAAUGUGGAAAAAGUUAAGGGGUCUGAAUACUUUCCGAAUGCACUGUAGGUAGGGGUAAAGUGACUAGAUAAUAAGCAGUAGCAGCAGCGUACAGUAUGUGAUGAGUUAAAAAGUUGGUGCAAAGGAGGUCAAUGCAGAUAGUCUGGGUAGCUAUUUGGUUAACUAUUUAGCAGUCUUAUGGCUUGGGGGUAGAAGCUGUUCAGGGUCCUGUUGGUUCCAGACUUGGUGCAUCGGUACAGCUUGCCGUGUGGUAGCAGAGAGAAUAGUCUAUGACUUGGGUGGCUGGAGUCUUUGACAAUUUUGAGGGCCUUUCUCUUCUGACACUGCCUGGUAUAGAGGUCCUGGAUGGCAGGGAGCUCAGCUCCAGUGAUGUACUGGGCCGUACGCGCUACCCUCUGUAGCGCCUUGCGGUCGGAUGCCAAGCAGUUGCUAUACCAAGCGGUGAUACAGCCAGUCAAGAUGCCCUUAAUGGUGCAGCUGUAGAACUUUUUGAGGAUCUGAGGGCCCAUGCCAAUUCUGUUCAGCCUCCUGAGGGGGAAGAGGCGUUGUCCUGCCUUCUUCACGACUGUGUUGGUGUGUGUGGACCAUGUUAAUUCCUUAGUGAUGUGGACAUAGAGGAACUUGAUGCUCUUGAACCUCUCCACUACAGCCCCGUCGAUGUAGAUGGGGGCGUGCUCUGCCCUCCGUUUCCUGUAGUCAACAAUCAGCUCCUUUGUCUUGCUAACUUUGAUGGAAAUGUUGUUGUCCUGUUACCACACUGCCAGGUCACUAACCUCCUCCCUGUAGGCUGUCUCAUCAUCGUCGGUGAUCAGGCCUACCACCGUCUUGUCGUCAGCAAACUUAAUGAUGGUAUUGAAGUUGUGCGCGGCCACACAGUCGUGGGUGAACAGGGAGUACAGGAGGGGACUAAGCACACACCAGAAGGGCCCCCAGCAUGGCGGGUGUGUUGUUGCCUACCUUCACCACCUGGGGGCGGCCUGUCAAGAAGUCCAAGAUCCAGUUGCAGAGGGAGGUGUUCAGUCGCAGGGUCCUGAGCAUAGUGAUGAGCUCGGAAGGCACUAUGGUGUUGAACGCUGAGCUGUAGUCAAUGAACAGCAUUCUCACAUAGGUGUUCCUCUUAUCCAGGUGGGAGAGGGCGGUGUGGAGUGCAAUAGAGAUUGCAUCAUCUGUGGAUCUGUUGGGGCAUUAUGCGAAUUGGAGUAUGUUCAGGGUGUCUGGGAUGAUGGUGUUGAUGUGAGCCAUGACCAGCCUUUCAAAGCAUUUCAUAGCUACAGAUGUUAGUACUAUGGGGUGAUAAUCAUUUAGACAAGUUACCUUGGCAUUCUUGGACACACGGACUAUGGUGAUCUGCUUGAAACAUGUAGGCAUUACAGACUGGGUCUGGAUUAGUGUCCCGUUCCUUGAAAGCGUCAGCUCUAGCCUUUAGCUCAGUACGGAUGUUGCCUAUAAUCCAUUGCUUUUGGUUGGGACAUGUCACUGUGGGGACGAUGUCGUUGAUGCACUUAAUGAAACCGGUGAUUGAUGUAGUAAACUUGUCAAUGUUAUCGGAUGAAUCGCGUAACAUAUUCCAGUCUGCUUGCAAAACAGUCCUAUAGCUUAGCAUACGCUUCAUCGGACCACUUCCGUAUUGAGCUGGUACUUCCUGUUUGAGUUUUUGCUCAUCACUGGUACUUUCUGUUUGAGUUUUUGCUUGACAGCAGGAAUCAGGAGGAUAGAGUUAUGGUCAGAUUUGCUGAAGGGUGGGCGAGGGAGAGCUUUGUAUGUGUUUCUUUGUGUGGCAUAAAGGUGAUCAAGUGUUUCGCCUCCUCUAGCACAGGUGACAUGCUAGUAAAAAUGAGGUAAAACGGAUUUCAGUUUCCCCGCAUUAAAAUCACUGGCCUCGAGAAGCUGGAUGUGCAUUUUCAAGUGUGCUUAUGGCCCGUUGAGUGCGGUCUUAGUGCCAGCAUCAGUUUGUGGUGGUAAAUAGACAGCUAUGAAAAAUAUAGAUUAAAACUCUCUUGGUAAAUAGUAUGGUCUGCAGCUUAUCAUGAGGUAUUCUAACUCAGGCGAACAAAAACUUGAGAAUUUCUUUACAUUAGAGAUCACGCACCAGCUGUUAUUAACAAAGAGACACACACCUCACCCCUUCGCCUUAUCUGAAGCUACCGUCUGGUCUAGAUGAUGCAUGGAAAAGCCAGCGAGAUGUACACUACCGUUCAAAAAUGUGGGUUCACUUAGAAAUGUCCUUGUUUUCGAAAGAAAAGCAAUUUUUUUGUCCAUUAAAAUAACAUCAAAUUGAGCAGAAAUACAGUGUAGACAUUGUUAAUGUUGUAAAUGGCUAUUGUAGCUGGAAACGGCUGAUUUUUAAUGGAAUAUCUACAUAGGCGUACAGAGACCCAUUAUCAGAAGCCAUCAGUCCUGUGUUCCAAUGGCACGUUGUGUUUGCUAAUCCAAGUUUAUCAUUUUAAAAGGCUAAUUGAUCAUUAGAAAACCAUUUUGCAAUUAGUUGAGUAUCUGGAGCAUCAGCAAUUGUGGGUCGAUUACAGGCUCAAAAUGGCCAGAAACAAAGAACUUUCUUCUGAAGCUCGUCAGUCUAUUCUUGUUCUGAGAAAUGAAGGCUAUUCCAUGCGAGAAAUUGCCAAGAAACUGAAGAUCUUGUACAACGCUGUGUACUACUCCCUUCACAGAACAGUGCAAACUGGCUCUAACCAGAAUAGAAAGAGGAGUGGGAGGCCCCGGUGCACAACUGAGCAAGAGGACAAAUACAUUAGAGUGUCUAGUUUGAGAAACAGACGCCUCACAGGUCCUCAACUGGCAGCUUCAUUAAAUAGUACCCACAAAAUACCAGUCUCAACGUCAACAGUGAAGAGGCGACUCCAGGACGCUGACCUUCUAGGCAGAGUUGCAUAGAAAAGCCAUAUCUCAGACUGCUCAUCUUAAUCUUUUAUUUUUAUUGGCCAGUCUGAGAUAUGGCCUCUGUAUGCCUAUGUAGAUAUUCCAUAAAAAAUCAGCUGUUUCCAGCUACAAUAGCCAUUUACAACACUAACAAUGUCAACAAUGUAUUUCUGAUCAAUUUGAUGUUAUUUUAAUGGAGAAAAAAAUUGCUUUUCUUUCGAAAACAAGGACAUUUCUAAGUGACCCCAAACUUAUGAACGGUAGUGUAUAUUAUCCAUGUCCCGUCUUUGAAGUAGCUUGAAUAACACUAUUCGAUAACACUAUUAUGAGGACGUUUUGGUGACAGAACAGACAAUCCAAGGUUCCUCAGCCUUUUCAAAUGUUCAGAGACACAGAGCUGCUUUGAAAUACACAUGAUUGUCCAAUUUCUAUCAAUACUGGGCUAUUGGGAAAUUAUUUUACUAGACUGUCAAGGAUGAACUCUCUUUAACUCCAUUAAAUUGAGCAUUUAAGGUCUUUCAAAUUCUACCGUUGAUGUCGGAGGACUCAAUGCAUGGAGGUCUAUUUUCCUCGUAAGGUCAGAACAUCUUCCAGCUCUCUCUCUCUUUCAUGUAUCUCAUUCUGUCUCUGUAAGGCUAUGUAUUUAUGGUACAUAUUGGAUUGGAGUUGACGGAGCUUGUAUAACGUUCUGACUAACGUUCAAGUGUUGCUGUCUGUGUUUGCAGGCUACUGCUGAUGAUGGGCGUGUUGUUCUGCUGUGGGGCGGGGUUCUUCAUCCGCAGACGCAUUAACCCCUCCCCCCUUCCUGAGGACACCUUCAAUGUGUCAUUCACCAGACACCCAAUGACAGGUGAGUCACAUUCACACCAACCGCCUUGUGUGAUGUCAUCUUCCUAUCAUACUUAUACAUCCUCUCCCAUUCUCCCUACCCUCACUCUAUAUCCUGUCUUUGCAAGUGAUACCUCCUUCCUUUUAUUUUCCCAUUCAACACCCACAUCCUCUCUCCAGAUCUCCUUUUUUCCUUCCCUCACUUUAUCUCCCACUCCCCCCAUCUACUCAUGUCCUUGUCUCCUUCUCAUUUCAUUGCUCACUAUUCCACAGACUCAGUGCAGUAAUUUAUACACAGCAGUACAAAUGAACUUUUCUCAGUUUGCUCCAGUCCUCAGUAACUUCUGAGACUGGGACAGAUAGGACAUGUGUCUCUGAUCUCAUACAGUACAGUGAUUGACUCUACUUCUGAUUCUGGAUCUGCAUCCCAAAUGGCACCCUAUUCCCUCCUCCUCCUCACACACACACACACACACACACACACACACACACACACACACACAGACACUCCUCCAAGCCCCUGCAGUCACUGACCUGGAAAUAUGGGUAUUAAUAUAUCAUGUUCUGGCUCUGGAGGGAGUAGGAGUAAAACAUAAUGAUGCUAAUAUUCCAUAUGUUAUGUGUUGAGGUUUAAAACGUGAUAUGUUCUAGUUCAGUGCUGCACCAUGGUUCAUCCUUGUCCCUAAGUGGACCAAUGGAAACUGAGCUGUUGGAGAGAAAUGCUGCUUAUUCAUAUUCAUGCAUGUAACACAUACUCUCUAACCCCAAACAUCACUCAGUUCAGCUUUCACUAUAGCAGUCAGGAAAUGUAGCUGUCACAAUGCAGAAGUCUAGAGGAUAGUGGUAUUGGGUGUGUCGUGAUCUGCCCUUUAUUGCUGGCCCCGUUAUUUACGUCAACCUUAUGAAACAAAAUAUUACACAAUACACAAUACAUAGAUGGUGACCUUGGUAAGUCCCAUUUCUCUACUCUCUUUGUCCACUAGGACUGCAGCAGCCCGGCAUGCAAAACUAUGGAGCCUCAGGAGGGAUGAUCCUCACCCCUACAUACCCCAUACAGGCCCAUCCCCACCCGGUCCACCCCUCCCACAUGGCAGAACCCUACUCACACCCUACCCCUCCCCCUCCCCCUCCGGCCUACUGCAACCUCCCUCCUCCACCCUACGAACAGGUGCUGCAGGCCUCUGAGAAGAGGUAA
This is a messenger RNA of Coregonus sp. 'balchen', 18724 nucleotides long. Lineage: Eukaryota; Metazoa; Chordata; Actinopteri; Salmoniformes; Salmonidae. The record is from the annotation of a GenBank genome assembly.